This is a messenger RNA of Myripristis murdjan (pinecone soldierfish), 3461 nucleotides long. RefSeq names its product protein FAM163B-like. The record is from RefSeq and is a predicted model, not a curated record. NCBI's taxonomy places the organism in Eukaryota, Metazoa, Chordata, Actinopteri, Holocentriformes, Holocentridae. The transcript has 3 exons. Bases 652 to 1182 code for a protein of 176 amino acids.
GUAGGAGCGUUUUAUUUUGCGGACAGCGUUGGUUAACCAGUCUCUACUAUUCAAACAACUCCAGACAAGCGGUGGAUGUAACUGUGCGGCUGCUGGGUUAAAAACACAGGCUAUAUCGUCUAGAGACAGUGCCGGAUCUGGACUGUUUUUCCUAAAUAUUCCUUAUAUUGGAGUGUGUUUUUUUUUUUUGUUUUUUUUCCCCCAGUCGCUUCUUGUGUGAGUCCGGGACUGGACAGAGAUAUACAUGCGAGCGACCGGACUGUGUCCAGAAAAGUAGAAACAAACACAAAAAAUUACAACGUGGACAUUUUCCAAGGACGCAUCUGCUAUUUCGUGGCUAGGUAAUUUAACACGAAAAGAGGGUCAGGCCCAUCGGGUUUCAUUUUGAUCCACUCUGCUUGAAUUGCCAGCCUGUGAUUCAGCUCUGAAAGUCGCACAUCAGCGGUACAGCCAACACUUCAGUGUUCAGGUGGUCGGUUCACCGGCGGGGGGGACUUUAUUAUAAUCGCUCUCAUUAUUCGAUGAGUGGGCUUGACACAAGCUAAACACCACCAGAGGUCGGGACCGGAGCUCCUAGGAGCCACCACCACUGUACAUGUGACCUGGAGAAUCCCUCUUAUCUCUGAAGGGUGUUGAUGGAGAGGCAUUCGAAUGACAGCCGGGACAGUGGUCAUCACAGGUGGAAUUCUAGCUACAGUUAUCUUACUCCUUAUCAUCGCAGUAUUGUGCUACUGUAGGCUGCAGUAUUAUUGCUGUAAGAAGGAGGAGUCCGAGUCGGAGGAGGAGGAGCCAGACUUCGCUGUUACAUCCCGCCUCCCACCGGUCCACUCCAAUCACAACAUUGUGGCGGCCACGGCCGCCGCUUCUUCCGUCCCCAAUGGCCCUGCCCUUUUCUCCACCCCUCCGAUGGCCAGGAAACUGACACGUUCACAGACCUUCUGUCCAUCCUGUACGCACUACGAGCUGCCCUUCUACCUCCAGCCCCCUCAGCCACAGCUGCACCACCAGCCAGAUGGGUUGAGGAAUGGAGGUGACCGUAUCAGCUAUCGGAGUGUUCAGCAGCAGGAUUUGGACCUGCCAGUGCCUGUAAACAUAUCAAACUACCGAAAACCCAACCUCUCCCGGUCAGUCACCAUGAGAGACAUGUUCACACGCAGCUGCAGCAUCAGCACUGAUGUUUAGCAAGCUGGGGUUGGAACUUCGGGUAGGUUUGUUCUAAAAGUGGACUGGGAUGGGCUAGACUCAGGCACUGCUUUUGCCAUCUUGACCAGUGUAGUCCAGCCUGGUAUGGGCUGGUCUAGUCUGGUUCUCCUGAUCACAUCUUCCAGGAACUAAAGACUCAGAUGGCACUGAGGACAGGAUUUUCAAAAGGUACUUUGUUUAGUCCUUGAAAUCAUUUUGGUCCAAAGUAUGGAAUAAAACAUAAUGAAAAGUUAAUUUACUGAUAACAUGAACUUCUAUAUUUGUUUUGUUCCUAAUAGUUGUUUUUCUUACCAAUAACAAAGGAAUUUGUUUUAAAAUUUGUGUAGCCCUACUUCUUCUGCCUAUGACCUGAAAUAUAGAUUCCCUCCAUGUUACAUACCAGGCAAGGAUUACCUUCUUGCCAUAGCAGCUAAUACAUAAUAUGAUGAGAACAAGGAUAUGGGGCCAUUGCUUCCCUCUCCUGUGAUUGCAAAAUCAGUCUAUCCUUAGAUUAUACUGUUGAUGGAGUAUUGUUGGAGGAUUGGGGGUCAGAAUGAGGGCAGCACAUUGUAACUGUCACCCAGAGACAUUUUAGACAGACUUAACCUAGGCCAUAAUAUCUUCAAACAAAGGGCUCGCUGAAGAUGGAAGUUCCUGCUUGUUUUCAACAUCCUUUAAUAGAGGUGAUCCAACUUGCCAGGAGGCUGCUUUUUCUAAACGUAUGGUGACAACACGAAGAGUACACUACUGUUCAACCUCUCUGUUCUCACAGGCAGGCUGGAGUAGGUGCCAGAAGGGACUGGUUUAUUGCAUUUGUGUGUGUGUGUGUGUGUGUGUGUGCCUGUAUGCGUGCAUGUGUGCCUGUGUGAGCACGUGUGUGUAACUGGCUUCAUUGUUAUUCCAGAAUUCUGAUUCCAUACAAAGAAAAACUUUCUGUUUCCCCAAAAUAUACUGAACCCAGCACUGGGUUGCAAUAACAUUUUAAAUAUUAUUAAGGGAGUAAUAAAGGGUAAGGGGGAUUUUUAUUGUUACAAAUGUGCCAAUUCACCCUUACUGACUGUUAAUGCAAAGAUUAGGCUUGGCUAAGCCAGAUGGGAUUUUCAGCUGUUUUGUAAAUGUUUACUCCUGAGAUAUGAUUGAUUAUUGCUAAAUCACAGCCUCAUGUAGAACAGGCAUGGACACAGGUGAAGGUGGCAGACAGGACAGCAAAAACUUUUUACAGCAACACUACCUUUACUGUAUGAUUUUCAUUAUAGCUCUUCACUGACGUUUCAGUUUGUGGACUCUUCACUGUAAUCCUUGUCUUGUUUAUGAUUUAUUGAAAAAUCAAUUGGAUAAAGAUUAAGUCACUUUUAAAGGCAUAACUAUAAAUAUUUAACAGGCCAUAGCAUACACUGCUCUCUCUCUUCUCCCUACUUGCCGGUCUGGGGAAUAUUUUCUCUUGCUCUGUGAUACUCAGACAGUUCCUUCUUGAGAAUGUUUGUUUUUGUAUUUUUUGGCUAACCUGGCUGGAGGGAUGUUAUUCUGAAUGAAAGAACAGUGGCUGAAUUUUAUGGCCACAGGACACACAUUUAAUGAGUGAAAUCAUUUAUUGCUCAGAUUUCUAUUGAGGUAAGGCUGGUGGUUUGGUGAGGACCUUGAAGCUGAUUGGAUCUUGGGCGGUUUGUUGUCCCUCUUGGACAACCCCCCCUCUGCAUGAGUGGUGAAUGCUGUUACCCCCCCCCACCCAAGCCAUCUUCUCUCUCUUUCUCUUUUCUGUUGAGUUGAAAAACAAUCAUGCUGAUUUAUUUUUCCACAGGAUGACACAGUGAGUGAUUUUUUUAAAUAGUUUUUCUUCUUGUGACGUGCUUUCAUGCAAAAACACCAUGACGUGCACACACACACACAGACACAGACACACACACACGCACACACGCACACACACACACACACACACACACACACACACACACACACACAAGUUCUCAAUGCUAUGUUUUUUUUUUCUUUUUGAAAAAUCAUGCUAUGUGACAGUUGCACAGGAAAUUUAGUGCCAUAAAGAAUUCUGAAAGAAAUAUAUUAAAUACUAUAUUAUUAUUAUUAUCAUUAUUAUUAUUAUUACUACCACUACUACUAUUACUACUACUACUACUACUGGUGUACAUCCAAAUGCAGUGUUGCUUUUAUCUUGAAGUAUUUGAAUUAUUUGCAUUGUUUUAUGAUCCAGCUGGUUUUCCAGACUCAGUACAGUAAGGUACAGCAGAAAUGUUUCUGUCUUUGUUUCUAAUGUAUAACUAACA